AACCAUGCCGUCUUUCCAGCAGGAUCGCAGUAUGAGGGGAACGCAGAGGAAAUCUUGGUUCGCACAUUUUAUGGCUUUAACAUGGUUAAGGAGAUCUGGCGAUGUGCCACCUGCUUUGGAAUUUACUGAGGGAAAUCAUCUGCGGAAACGUUGCAUUGCGCAAAAAGAAUUCAAGAGCGAUAACGAAAGUCGAAUCAAAGCGAUGAUUCCACUCAUUCAAGGAAAACUACCCGAUAACGUUUUGGGAGAAAUCUGUCAUCUAGUCGACAGCCCCUUCAGGAUACUGAGGGCUGCAGAGAGCGGUAAUAUUGAAGAUUUCAAUAGGCUUUUUACAGCCGAGCCGUCUCGCCUUAGUUUCAGAGACAGCAAGGGCAGAACCGCAGCACAUCAGGCUGCUGCACGAAAUAAAUUAAAUAUACUUCAAUUUAUUGCCAACCAUGGAGGAGACUUGAAUAUUAUUGACCAUCAAGGCAAUACUCCGUUGCACAUAGCAGUUCUGCAUGAUGCAUAUGAAGCAAUAGACUUUUUAUUACAAGUAGGAGUUGAUGCUAAUAUUUUGAACGAUAAGAAGCAGACCGUGAUUCAUCUUUCGACGGAACUGAAUAAAGUCAAAGUGCUCGAAGUGAUAAAAACCUACAGGGACAGGAUAUUAGUGAACAUUGGAGGAGAGCAUGGAAGAACAGCACUGCAUCUGGCCGCGAUACACGAUCACGAUGAAUGCGCGAGGAUACUGAUAAAGGAAUUCGGCGCGUGCCCAAGAAAGCCGUGCAAUAACGGUUACUACCCGAUCCACGAAGCUGCGAAAAAUGCCUCUUCAAAAACCAUGGAGAUAUUCUUGCAAUGGGGUGAAUCUAUCGGUUGUACAAGAGAGGAAAUGAUUUCGUUUUACGACUCAGAAGGGAACGUGCCACUCCACUCGGCGGUGCACAGUGGAGACUUUAAGGCUGUCGAACUCUGCCUUAAAUCUGGUGCCAAAAUAUCAACACAACAACACGACCUUUCUACACCGGUCCACCUGGCUUGUGCACAAGGGGCGCUUGACAUUGUGAGGCUGAUGUUCGCUCUUCAGCCAGACGAAAAACAAACAUGCCUCGUCUCUUACGACGUUCAAAAGAUGACGCCCGUGCAUUGCGCGGCUAUGUUCGACCGUUCUGAGAUCGUCCAUUAUCUUAUCAACGAGGGAGCGGACAUAAAUGCACUCGACAAAGAGAAAAGAUCGCCACUUCUUCUCGCCGGUUCGAGAGGAGGCUGGAGGACGGUUUUAACAUUGAUACGACUCAAGGCGAACAUCCAGCUCAAAGACUCCAACGACAGAAAUGUCCUUCAUCUCGUUGUCAUGAAUGGAGGAAGGUUGGAUGAAUUUGCCGAAGAGGUUAUGAAGGCACAGUCGCCGCAAAAAUUGCAAGAGCUGUUGAACGAAAAAGACAACACUGGCUGUUCUCCUCUUCACUAUGCGAGCAGAGAAGGACAUAUAAGAAGUCUAGAAAAUCUUUUAAAAUUAGGUGCUGUCAUAAAUGUAAAGAAUAACAACAACGAAAGUCCUUUACAUUUUGCUGCUAGAUAUGGAAGAUACAAUACUGUCAGGCAGUUGCUACAGUCGGAGAAAGGGUCGUUUAUCAUUAAUGAAACUGACGGUGAAGGGCUCACACCUUUACACAUUGCAUCGCAACAAGGUCACACAAGAGUGGUUUCUCUUUUGCUGAACAGAGGGGCGUUACUUCAUAGGGAUCACAAUGGUCGAAAUCCUCUUCACUUAGCCGCUAUGAGCGGAUAUACGCAAACAAUGGAACUUCUACAUUCUGUUCAUUCCCACCUUCUCGAUCAAGUCGACAAAGACGGCAAUACAGCCUUACAUUUGGCUACGAUGGAAAAUAAGCCCAACUCCAUAGCCCUCCUUCUGUCCAUGAAUUGUAAACUGCUUUAUAACAACAUCGACUUGAGCGCGAUCGACUAUGCGAUUUAUUAUAAAUUUCCUGAAGCUGCGCUGGCCAUGGUGACGCACGAUUUAAGAGGUCCAGAAGUUAUGGCUCUACGUUCAGACAAACACCCUUGUGUCACAUUAGCACUGAUAGCAUCAAUGCCGAGAGUAUUUGAAUCAGUUCAAGACAAAUGCAUAACGAAAGCAAACUGCAAAAAAGAUUCAAAGUCUUUCUAUAUCAAGUACAGUUUCACUUGUCUUCAAUGUGCAAUUAUCAACUCUCCUAUGGACAGCAAGAGUGGCGAUUCUUACUCCCAGUCCAACCCAAUCCCUCUUCCAGCUUUGAAUGCGAUGGUGCAGCAUGGAAGAGUGGAACUGCUUGCACAUCCACUUAGUCAAAAAUAUUUGCAGAUGAAAUGGAAUUCAUACGGAAAAUACUUUCAUCUUGCUUACUUACUAAUUUACUUAGUGUUUUUAAUGUUUGUCACUUUGUUUUCAUCGCAACUAAUGGAAAAGAUAGAACUCAAAACCAUCCCCGUACCCAACGCUGACAACACUACUGUCGUAAGCGUUUUCUCGGUGUUUUAUAUCAAAAAGAGUUUUUUUAAUUUAAAACGCUUUCAGAUAAAUUAUUCACAGUUUUCUACGUUUAACUCGCACAAUGCAACAACAGCAGGAUAUUUAAGUGCAUCGAUGAUCCUUAUAUACAUAUUCUUCAGUACUUUGAGAGAAUUAGUUCAACUAUUUCAACAACGUUGGCAGUACAUGUUAGAUCCUACAAAUCUAGUUUCUUGGGUCCUUUACAUCACCGCACUACUAAUGGUGCUACCAUUGUUCACCGGAGUUAACGAUGACAUGCAAGUUUCUUAUGCAUCUAUCACUGUAUUUCUUAGUUGGUUCACUUUGCUGCUAAAUCUUCAAAGGUUUGACCUAGUUGGAAUUUAUGUUGUUAUGUUUUUGGAGAUUCUACAGACACUGAUAAAAGUGCUAGUUGUGUUUUCUAUAUUAAUAAUAGCAUUUGGUUUGUCGUUUUACAUACUACUUUCUAAGGGGGACCAUCUUUCAUUUUCAUUUAUUAGUAUGUCCCUAAUGAGAACAUUUUCAAUGAUGCUUGGAGAGAUUGACUUCCUUGGGACUUACGUCCAUCCCCUACUUCGCAACGAAGAAGGCCCGACUCUACCAUCUCCGUUUACAGCGUUUUUUAUUUUGGGACUAUUCAUGGUUCUGAUGCCGAUUUUACUAAUGAACCUCCUCAUUGGUUUGGCAGUUGGAGAUAUCGAAAGUGUAAGGAGAAAUGCACAACUAAAAAGAUUAGCUAUGCAGGUUGUUUUACAUACCGAGCUAGAAAGAAAACUUCCUCAAGUCCUCCUAGAAAAAGUCGACAAAAUGGAGUUGAUUGAAUAUCCGAAUGAAUGUAAAGGAAAACUAGGGUUUCUGGAUUUAUUCCUUCGGAUGUGGCUUUGCAAUCCAUUUUCUGAAGAUGGUCUAGAAAUGGUUUUAGAAAAUAACGAGGAUUUCGUAUCAGAAGAGAUGAGUAAAAUGAAAAGAAAGCUUAAAGAUAUAUCAAAAACCCUCGAUACACAGGGCCAACUUUUGAAAUUAAUUGUGCAAAAAAUGGAAAUAAAAACUGAAGCCGAUGAAGUCGACGAAGGCGUUUCACCGAAAGAAUUGCAAAUUAGCUUAGUAGCUGGUAACAAAUGGACAUCACCUCGUGUCAGAAAUAAGCUUCGAACUGCACUGAGCUUUUCAAAGACGCAACAGUCAAAAUAAUCGGGCAAAAUUUAGUAGCAAUAAUUUUCAUAAAUGAUUGUGAUAAUGCAACAUGUUUGAAGUUGAAAAAACUAUUGAUGUUUCACAUUUGAAAAAAAAUCAGUUUUUCAAAGAAAAAAAAAUUAUAUGUGUAGGUGUUUUACAGGUUUCAAAUUGCAAUUUCAGCAUAUGAUUAGAUGUGUUUUACAACAUUAUUUUCUGGUACUGCAAUUUUGAAUAAGUACUGCUAAUUAUUUAAAAGCAAAAUCUCCAAGACCAAGAGAACAAAUCUACAAUUUAAUUAUCUUAUUCAUUAAUAAUUAAAAUGACUAAAUGUGAUAAAUUAAUUAAAAUAAACAGUAGUAGACAUUAAUCUGAUGACAAAAUUAAUUUUGAAAAGCACAGAAAUGUUUUGUAACAUCUAUUUUUCAAAAUUUGAAUUUCAUUUGUGCCUUUAUUAUAUUUUCCUAACAAUUUAUUAAAUGAUACUGUUUUUGCUUAAAUGAAAAGAUUCAGCAGGGUAAGUGUACUAUAUUUAACAUUUAGACUGUA
Cimex lectularius (bed bug) is the source of this 4219-nucleotide messenger RNA. Its product is annotated as transient receptor potential cation channel subfamily A member 1. Gene Ontology annotation, molecular function: monoatomic ion channel activity; protein binding. NCBI's taxonomy places the organism in Eukaryota, Metazoa, Arthropoda, Insecta, Hemiptera, Cimicidae. Gene Ontology annotation, cellular component: membrane. The record is from RefSeq and is a predicted model, not a curated record. Gene Ontology annotation, biological process: monoatomic ion transport; transmembrane transport.